AUGGCGGACAAGCAGUAUAAGUACCGGCAGGAGAUCAGCCAGCACGCACCGGGGGGCCAGAACCGACGCAAUGGAGGCUGGCUGUUGUUGAGCCAAGCCUUGCGCGGGAGGAAUGGCCAGGUGCAAACGGAAGAGAGCACUACUAGUGGACUGAGAGCUCCUGUUGCGAGUGCGACGUAUCUAUGGACAUCAGCGAACUUGAACGGUCCGUCGGCAUAUGCCUGA
Molecule: messenger RNA, 225 nt
Organism: Clonostachys byssicola
Lineage: Eukaryota; Fungi; Ascomycota; Sordariomycetes; Hypocreales; Bionectriaceae
Source: the annotation of a GenBank genome assembly